Molecule: messenger RNA, 5328 nt
Organism: Sitodiplosis mosellana (orange wheat blossom midge)
Lineage: Eukaryota; Metazoa; Arthropoda; Insecta; Diptera; Cecidomyiidae
Product: leucine carboxyl methyltransferase 1
Exons: 6
Coding region: 3525-4481 (318 amino acids)
Biological process (GO): C-terminal protein methylation
Cellular component (GO): cytosol
Molecular function (GO): protein C-terminal leucine carboxyl O-methyltransferase activity
Source: RefSeq, a predicted model, not a curated record
GUGUCGGUGUUAACGAAAACAGUUCCAAAGUUCUUUUCUUUUCUCUCUCCAUUAGGAAAGUCUGAUUGACUAAAAACGGGUGACUUGAAUUUGCAAAUACAAUGUCCGACACAAUGACAACUGCAGUGAAUUACAAUAACUCCUUAUGUUGAAAUAAUUAAGUUUUUUUUUAAAAUCUAAUCGAAAGUCCAAAGUACAAAACGUCGUGUGAAACCUUCAAUAAGACGGAAUUUUGACCUGAAUAUUUUUCAUAUCGUCUCUGAUUUUGAUUAUGCUCUUUUAAAACUCAUUUUCGUUCGUCUGGCUUUGAACAUUCGAUUAUCAUCUUGCGAAUUAAACACGGAAAUGAACGGUAACGAAUUGAACUUUCGACAAAAAAAAAUAUUCUGCUUACCUUGAAGCAUUGAUAGCCACUAGGCUAUUUUGGUUUCGUACAAUUUGACUGGUUAAACGCAACAUUUUUUGUUUUAUAGAAAUUCGAUAGAAUUCAACGUGAAAAUUACAAUAAAUAUAUGAAAGACACUUGACUUGUACUAAAUGAUCGUUGUGUAAAUGGUAAUGUGAUUUAGAAAAUUACUCUCGUUCGGAAUUCGCGAUUGGUUUUGGUUAAAAUGAAAGUUAAACUGAUGAGAAAGACUGUAGAAAUCGAACUGAAUCGACGGAACAAAAUUUUACAAGAUGAAGAAAUACACAAUUUACUUCAAAUAGUUCUAUCGCUCGCCACCAGUGGCAUGACCAUACAUCAACAAUCAGAUGUUUGUUUUACGCGCCAAGUGACAAUUUAUUUUUGGCUUUACCUUCUGAGAUUAGGAAUGAAGAGAUAAAAUUGUUGAUUUAGAUGAUAAAUUUGUGGUUUUGUUUGCGUUCUCUUGAUAGUCGAUUUUCAUUACAUACAUUUUCAUUGACAUAAUUUUUUGAUACAUUAGAAAUACCUAUUUCAAACGCAGAAGAAUGUCACGUUUUGAUCUGACAUAAUUAGACGAAUUCAUUCUCUCUGAAGAGUGAUAAAAUUGUGAUAAAAUUGAAAAUCACAAUCAAAAUUUAUAAUUUAUUGUGCACAUGUCCUUACAAGACAAUAUUCCAACAAAUUGAUGGUAUCAAUUUUAACUUAUUUUCCCUUGAAAUUUUCAUACAAAACAUUAAAAUUUAAAUUUUUCUGCAUAUUUUAAUGUGUCAUUGAUUUCUCUCCUAGUUUCUUUCUUAAAUAUUAAGUGGAUUAGGAUUGGCCACACCUUGAGCGGUGCAAUUUUUUUUUUAAAUUGAUUCUAUGUCAUAAGGAAUCCACGUAUGGACCAAAGGGAUGGCAAUUCAUGUUGUAAAUUACAUCAAUAUUGAUUUACAAUAAAGAAUCGUUUUAAAUGGCUCAACAAUCAUUUCUAGCGUUUGACUUUGAUCAGAAGUCAAAUUGUUUGGGAGCUGGUUUCGAUUGUACUUCAUUCAUCAAUUUGCUAGAUGUGCUCAAAUAUCUGGAAAAAAAAUUCGGAUUUUUUUUUUAAAUAGGAAAAUACGAAUUAAAAAAAAAAGAAAAAUACUUCUAUCGAAAUGUAACGAAAUUCGAAUGUCAUUGCUCGAAGAUAACAAUACUAAAGAUUUUGCACACAUGUUAUUUGGAGGAUCGUCAUAUAACGACGAAUGAAAACGUUCUAUUUUCGUACAAUGAAUACGUCAGACGUUUCGUUGUACUUUUUACUCAUUUGUGAGGGUGUCGUUGGUUGCGUUGAAUCAAACACAUAACAUACUCAGUUUCACACCGCUUCUUCUGACCGGUUUCAACACACAUGUGAUAUCAUAUACGUAUUCUGCAACGUCACGGUAAAAAUACAAACCCUUAAACAACAUCGGUUGCGAAGGUCAAUUUUUAAAAUGGGAUCAACAGUUGAAUUUUUCGAUGGACAAUCGCGACUUUUAAGCACAUUUUUUGCAAUGCUUUUUGCUCAAGCACAAAAUGCUUCUUGCGAUAAUCACAAUGACCCAUUUUUCAAAGGAAAGUUGGAAAAAUCUCUCUUCUCAUUGGAAAAACAUCUUAAAGUUGUUGACUGAAACAAACAAUAGUCGCGAAACGAAUUUUCAUAUCAACAUACAUCGGAAAAUGAGCCAUGGUGUAGUUUAAAAAAUUCAUCACCGCAUCGAUUUAUCAAUUGUUUGAUUAGAAAAAUUUUUUUUUUAUAGUCGACAAUUUCACGAAUAUUUACUAGCCAUGGUUACAUUCAUUUCUGGUUGGGUUUCGUACAAUAUGCGGUGUUAAGCGCAACAUUGUAUUUUAGUCGGUACUUCGAACAAGGACGAAAUAUUGAACAGAAAACAAUUUAUUACACGAAAUACUUAAAUUUUCUAAAUUUCAUGUAUGACAUAUUCGCUCAUUUUGUUUCAAUUUCAACUAGACUUAUUAUAAAGCGCUGUAGAUUUCAAAGUAGCUCAGUAAACACAACAUGUACUGGGUCUUAUAAACCGAAGAUAAAUUGGCGUCAAUGAGUGCAAAACAAAUCACACAUACAAUCAAGAAAUGGCAAAUCAAAAUAUACCAUUAUCGUUAUCAGAAAAAGGUAAAAUAAACGAAUAAUUUUUAACCAAGUAUCAAAUUUGUCGUUAAAUGUUACGAUUUCUUAUUAAAAAAUUGGUCAACAUUUAUCCACAUAUUUUUUUCAAAUAAGAAAUUUUUUUUUCAAUUUAAUAACCAAAAUUGCUUGCAUUUUUCAUGUGCAGCUGUUUCAAAUGUAUAUUUUUUGUUCAAUUUCCCGCCGAUAGAGGCGUUGUUGGUCAAUUACGUAUUUCUAGCCAGUCAAUGAAUUUCGUUGAAUCAUUUUUUGAACAAAACUUUAGCAAAUAAAUUUAAACAAAAAAUGAUGCAAAGAACAAUUUUUCAUCUCAUUAUUACCUACCGCAAUUAUUCCCUCCCACAUCCAUUGCACAAAAAAAACUGAAAACUGAAACAAACCGUCUGGCAAAUGUUUUCGACUUGCUGUCAGAAUGGUUCAGAACGAAAGCAGAAAAAAUGAGAAACGAACUGUCAAAAUCAUAGGCAUUUCACGAGUGAAAUGCAAAGAAAGAGAGCAAGUGAGAUAAAGAUAAAAAUCAGCAACUGGGAAAGUUCAUGGCUAUCGCGGUAAACGCCAAGGGACUAGCAGAGUACGCCUAUACAUUGAUACAUAUAAAAUUUUUUUUGUCGGGCUAUAUCGUUCCAUCUCUUUCACGAGGAAUUGCUUCAUAAACAGAUUUUCCCACAUUGUUUUUCGCAUCCUUCGUUUGGUCGCUCACACACAGAGAGACAGAAGAAAAUUCUUUUUGCUGUGUUUGGACUGAAAAGUGAGCACAUCGAGUGAAAAAAAAACCAAUUGACUUGCAAACUUUGACACGGCGAGGUUCGAAUAAGAAAAUAGUGCCAGUUCAAAUGUGUGAAUAUUCGAUAAAUUUUGGUUUUAAACAAUCGUAGAUAAGCUCCCUCAAAGACAAAGUCGAAUAUUUAUUUAUUUUUGUGGCAGAUAAAAAAAGCGUGAAAACAAAUCGAUAUAUUUAUUUUCGAGACAAUGAUGGAUCGAACAAGGUUUAAUCCAUCGGGUGAUGAUGGUGUGAUGUCAACUAAUGAUGAUGCCAGCGGAUGUAAACGGCAUGCAGUGCGUGUGGGCUAUUGGAAAGACGAUUACAUUGGAUCAUUUGUAAGUAAUACAGAUAGAAAAGCGCCUGAAAUCAACCGCGGUUAUUAUGCUCGCGUCAAGGGCAUCGAAAUCUGCAUCGACAAGUUCUUAGAGAAAACUGGAGACAAGUGCCAAAUAAUAAAUUUAGGCUGCGGUUUUGAUACACUGUAUUGGCGUCUUCGCGAUGCUGGUCACAUGAUAACUAACUUUAUCGAGUUAGAUUUUCCAAUGGUGACGUCAAGAAAGUGUAUGGCAAUCAAACGGCACAAGAACCUUCUAUCGAAAAUACACUGUGAAGACGGUGAAGUACGUUUCAAUCCAACGGACAUGCAUGCAGCCAAUUAUCAUGUGAUGGGUGUUGAUUUGCGACACAUCGACGAAAUCGAAAAUAAACUGAAACAAGCCGAAGUGGACUUUAUGCUGCCAACCUUGUUCUUGGCCGAAUGUGUCUUGGUGUAUAUUGAAAGUGAACACUGUUCGAAUCUACUAAAAUGGUUGUCUAGUCAUUUUUCGUCAUCGGUCAUUGUUAACUACGAACAGGUCAAUAUGAACGAUCGCUUUGGCGAAGUUAUGCUCUCCAAUCUACGUUCACGUAAUUGUGAUUUGGCGGGUAUAACCGCAUGCCAAACACUCGAUACGCAAGUCGAUCGAUUUCUAAAUUGCGGUUGGCAUGGUGCCAAAGCAUGGGAUAUGGUGCAAGUGUAUCAAAGUUUACCAUCGAAUGAAAUACAACGCAUAGAAAAGCUCGAGCUACUCGAUGAGGCAGAGCUGUUGACACAGCUAUUUCAGCACUAUUGCAUAUCGAUUGCCUGGACCGGAGAUCUAUUCGAGGACAUAGAAAUUACCUAAUCGCCGUGCCGUGCCCGUCGCUCGCUCGCCGUGCCCGUGCACUAUUUGAAAGCCGAGCACCAAAAUACAGACAACCGAGACGAAGAACAACAACAGCAUUGAUGAGCAAAAAAAAAAACAACAACUCCCUUUCGAUUACUUUCUAAAUGCACUGUUAUUUUCAUGUAAUACGUAAUUUUUGCUGAAUUACCAUCAAUCAUAACAAAUUUCAAACAACGUGGAAUGACGGCAACAACAACAACAACCACUACAAGGCGACAAGACACAUAUGAUUAACGUUAAAAAAAGCAAGUCUUAUGAUUUCGUUCUUCAAUUAAUCAAGACUCUUUUCAUUGUGAUUUCUGUUUACUCUAUAAUAUAAUGUAUUAUUAUGCGCUGAAGAAGAGAAAAGGGAAAAAGGAAGAGAACGGGUUAAAUCGGUUGACAUCGGUUCAUAUUUGGGACAAUCAAAAACACAUUUUAUGCAAAUGGUGUGAAACACGGUUCGACUGAGUGUGGCAAUUUGAAGAAAGUAUGGAGAAAAUUUUUAGACAAAAAAAACAUUUCUUAAUUGUGUUUACAUCUUUCUUUCUCUAUCAUUCGUUCUAUCAUCUGAAUGUCUGAAUCAUUAACAAACAAAACAACAAAAGCAUUGUACUGUAAUUCGAUGUCACAAUUUCAAAAUGGUGUGUGUAAAAUAAAGCAAAAAAAAAACAAAAUGUGUGCAUGUGAGAUUUCAAAUUGAAUCAGAAAACCAAUUUAAUGUAAAAAAAAAAAAACAGAAAAACCAAUUUCUAAGGAUGAUGUAAAAAAAAUAUGAACGUAAAACUCUAAAUAAAGAAAUGAAAAUUAUAUUGUAUUAAUUGUA